GUUACUGAGCGUUUGUGCUUCUUUGUGGUAACCUUUAUAAACUUAUUUAUCAUCCCGGAGGCUGUUUUUCCAACUUGCACAUUCGGUUGUUGGCUUAUUGUUUGGCAAAGUUAUGUUUAUGCAUACGGGUUGCUUCGACCAUGAGGGUAGAAUGCACAGCAUUACAUUGGAAAUAUAACCGGAUUAAAUCGUGCCAUUGCGCCCCUUGCACGCUCCAGCUUUUCUCCACUGUUAACUUUAACCUUGCGCGGAUAUGAACGCGGAGAAGCCAAACUUUUUGUCUCAACCUGAAGUCAAAAACAUUUAUUUCUAUCGUAACGGAGAUCCGUAUUACGAGCCCAGGCGUUUGGUGAUCAACGCGAAACGGGUCUCGACCUUCGACACGCUGCUGCGCGAGGUGACCGGUGGCGUGCGCGCUCAGUUUGGAGCCGUGAGGAAUAUCUACACCCCUACAGGAGGACACAGGGUCAACUCACUGGAGCACCUGAAGAGCGGAGAUCAGUAUGUGGCUGCUGGACGAGAGAAGUUCAAGAAAAUAGAUUAUUUACAGAUAGGAACCAGGAAGAAAAGAUCACUUCAGACAAAUGGACUGAUCAAACCUGUUCCUCAGAGUCGCAUAAUAGUAUCUGCCCGGUUCCUCAAACCCAUCAAAGAGCCCUGUGCAAUAUUUAUUGUGGCUAAUGGAGACGUCCUGAAUCCAGCCGUGAGGUUACUGAUCCCCAGUCGUGUCAUCGACCAGUUCGAUCGGAUUUUAGAGAUGAUCACAGAAAAAAUGGGGCUAAGGAUUUUUGGAGGUGUGCGCAGUCUUUACACCUUUGACGGAGCUCUUAUUACGGAUGGGAAGGAAUUGGAAAAUGGACAAUUUUAUGUCGCCGUUGGCAGAGAGAAAUUUAAAAAGCUUCCAUAUAGCGACCUCCUGUUUAGUAAACCCAUAGGCAUGAAGAGAGUUAAUGGGUCAAAAGCAGCCUCAUUACCACCUAUAUACAAAUACAGAAGACAAAAUGGAGAUAUGGGGAACCAUGUCAGUAAGUCUGUGGUGGGUGGCAGUGAAUGUGGACAGGACAAAAGCAGCCCUCCGGUACAUAGCGCUAAAGAACAUCUGUCCUCCAUCGUCAGAGAGAUUUCUCAGGCCAAACUCAUGCACAUUCGCAAGAAGAGGAGCGGUCUCACAGCAUCUCAAGAGGCUCAAGAUGAUGAUGAUGGAGAGGACAGAAGUGCAGAUGAUGACAAGAUUUCACUGGAGGAUGCAGAAGUCAGUCCAAUCACUGAUCAAAAGGACAAUUCUCAAGAACAGGCUGAUAUAGAAGAACAGGAGCAAACUACCGAAGGACAGGAGCAAACUACAGAAGAACAGGAGCAAACUACCGAAGAACAGGAGCAAACCACAGAAGAACAGGAGCAAACUACCGAAGAACAGGAGCAACCUAUAGAAGAACAGGAGCAAACUACUGAUGAAUCACCAGGUAGCGAAGAAGAACAAAAACAAGAGGAUGAGAAUGCAGGAGAUGAAAAUAAAGAAAUUGAAGAGGCAAAGAAUGAAGAUGAUGGAGAGAUCAAAGAUGAGGGAGAGACAUUAGAGGAAAAGGAUGAUAGUGAAGAGAAGAAAAAAGAGGAGGAUGAUGGAGAAGAGAAACAGAAUGAAGAGGAGAGUAACCUUGAAAAAGAGGAAAGACAUGAAGAUAAACCAGAGAAUGAUGGAGGUCAGCCAGAAGAGAGUCAAGAUCAAAGUGAAGAACAAUCAGCAGAUGCUGAAUGAGAGAACACGAAUACUUAAAUGAAUAUUCCACUUUCAAAAAAAAAAAAAAACACAUCCAGAUAAUUUACUCCCCCCAUGUCAUCCAAGUGGUUGAUGUCUUUCUUUGUUCAGUCGAGAAGAAAUUAAGUUUUUUUUAGGAAAACAUUCCAGGAUUUUCUUAAUUUAAUAGACUUUAGUG
Paramisgurnus dabryanus is the source of this 1934-nucleotide messenger RNA. Its product is annotated as doublecortin domain-containing protein 2-like. Gene Ontology annotation, cellular component: kinocilium; microtubule; axoneme. Gene Ontology annotation, biological process: intracellular signal transduction; cilium assembly; regulation of cilium assembly. The record is from RefSeq and is a predicted model, not a curated record. Lineage: Eukaryota; Metazoa; Chordata; Actinopteri; Cypriniformes; Cobitidae.